Sphaeroforma arctica JP610 is the source of this 1161-nucleotide messenger RNA. RefSeq lists its product as hypothetical. Bases 34 to 1161 code for a protein of 375 amino acids. The transcript has 4 exons. The record is from RefSeq and is a predicted model, not a curated record. Lineage: Eukaryota; Ichthyosporea; Ichthyophonida.
GAAAAGAAAGAGCAGUUUUCGGCCAUAGGUGCAAUGAGUAUGGUAAUGAAGAAUAAGAAGCUGAGUGCAUGGCAGAAUGGAUUAAACGAAGAAUAUAGCAGUGUCAGCUCCUCAGCUGUGAUUGAAGUGAGCAAAACCAGGGAAAGUACAGACACAUUGUCUACAAAUAAGACAUUCACUGCAAAUACUGACCUAAAAGAUAGUAAAAAUACCAGUCAUGGAGAUGACAGUAGUCACACAAAUGCCCAUGCAGUCGACCACAAUAGUGUCCACACACAAUCGAUCUCUGAAAUCAAGACAAUCGGAGACGGAGAAGAGAAUCAAACGAUUGCUGCAACGACGUCGGUGGUGGUUCAAAGCCACGAUGACGAUCAUGUUGAAACUGAUAGUGAAGACAAUAAGCUUUCCAACCAAGAUGAACAUAGUCAACCCAACACCAAGCCCAAGAAAGUCGAGGGUACAGCGAGUGGGAACACUUCAUACAUAAACGUACCUAAGAACAACACGACUGCACCGGAAAAUGACAUGACAAACGGAGCAAGUCUCGUUGCGCUCCCAACAGAGACACUCAAUUUGGAAGCUCAGAUGGCUGCUAUUGAAGAACUGAUGGGGAGGUUCAAAUCAGAGCACGAAACGGAGGUGAUAGUCAACGGGAAGAAAGUGCUCCGCAGUCUCAAAGUGGAUGUAUACACAGAUAAAGUGACUGGUAUGGAGAUCGAUAAUACAGUAUCCAUCCAGACAUUUGAUCCCAAGCUUCGUACUGCUGCACUGAUUAGUCAGAGCGCCGUCAGUGUGAAAAAUUCCGAACUCAAGAUAAACAGUACAAGACUCACGGCCUGCCAGCCAGUGCGAUGGCAUAUAGUGGCCAGAGAUAAGGACAAUAACCUUGUCACGGAAGGAGGCGAAUCAUUCUACGCUGAAUUGAGAGGGCCAGCUAUCAUCUUGCCUGUAAUACGGUACACCGGGGAGGGAAUAUACUCUAUUGAAUUUACGCCGUUCACCCCAGGCAAAUACCAACUGCAGCUUCGACACGACUUUAGUCGUUUCUCGGGGACGAGCCACGGGUGCCAGACAUUAGACAAAUCCGGGAUGUUUAAUCACUUCAAAAUUGAUAUUGAGCAGAUCAAGGUGAGUGUCAAUAUGUCUCUAUAUGUAGAUUAG